GAAGAGUUGAGGGUGUUUGCGGCAGCAGGAAACUCAGCUCAGUUCAGUCGUGGUUAAAUGUGGGAAGCAUGGAUCCCUCUGCUGCAGUCUCACUUUACCUGUAACACAGCAGACAGCGGACUUUGAUUUGUCAGUGGCACACAGUGUGUCAGUAAGAUGCAGCUACGACUGUGCUGACUGACAGCAGCUCAACAAGUCACAACACUGGACAGCUGACGAGCUGCAGCGUGUGAGUUGGUAACUCAGCCUCAGUGUGCCAUGGGUGGACCUGCCCUGCCCCUGUGUCUACUGCUCUGGAUAGUAGGAGCGGAUGUUUCCAGGACGCAAGGUCAGGUCAUAGCUCCGGCCAGUCUCAAUGCAGAGGUGGGUCGUUCCCUGCUGCUCGGCUGCAACGUCACCACGGAAGCAGGCAACACAGUCCGGCAAGUGCGCUGGCUCAACAGGCACAAGAAGGUCGUCCUGGCGUACGAGCAAAGCCAGCCAAUCCGCAUCAGCCAUCAAGGACCCAACGUGGAGCUCACCGCCUCCAACAACGAUGCCAGCUACAUCACCAUCAAGAGGGUGCGGCCUGAUGACGAGGGCUGCUACCUUUGCAUCUUUGAUGUUUACCCCACGGGCUCGCUGGAAGGCAGGACGUGCAUCAGCGUCACUGGUAAAGUGCACCUGGAGGGCAACAAGACGGCCGUGAGCGGGAAGCCGGCCACCCUGUCCUGCUGGUACAGCCUCCCCGAGAAGGUCCAGCAGGUGCUGUGGAGGAAGACGGCUGAACAGGGUGACACCACCAAGGUGGCCACCUUUGCCAAGCGCGGCCACCAGUUCAUAGAGGAGCAGUACAAAGGUCGGGUGAGCUUGAGCCAAACGCUGGGGGACACUCAGCUGACCAUUCAGGCGGUCAGGACGGAGGACGAGGCCUGCUACACCUGCGAGUUUCACACGUACCCAGAUGGCACCAGAAGUGACAUCGCCUGCCUCUCUGUUUAUGUUUUACCCAAACCAGAGGUGAGCCAUGUGACCUCAUCCUCAGGAGUCACUGAGGCAAACUGCACCGCCCAGUCCCGACCUGCAGCAGAGAUCAUGUGGAACGUUGGCGGGGAGAACCGAACACUCGGACCGCCCAUUUCAACCUCUUACGAGCAGGGUGACGGCACAACCGUAGUGACAAGUACGCUGGUAUUCCAAUCAGGGCUGCUCAGUGACCUGUCUGUCAAGUGCAUUGUGCACCACCCGGGUCUGGAGAAACCUCUGACACUGUCCCUCAACAAAAACGUGGGUCCGGCCAUGGUCAUCCUCCUUUCAGUGUGCGGUGUGGCAGCGGUCCUCCUCCUGUGUCUCUGUGUUUGUCUCUGCAAGUGCUUCAUCUGCACUGACGACUGAUUUGGAGGCCGACGUCACUGCUGCUUUGAUGAAGGUCCAGCGGAGCUCUGAGGCUGACCUAACUGCUCAGCACCGUGCCCUCCAGCUCAGCGUGCAGAGGAAGGGAACAGAGCUGUCACAGAACGGAGCCAACAUGGCUGGUUCUGCUCCCAUGAGCUGGGAAGAUCACACAUUCCUCUUGUCAUUUAAUACAAAGUAAACAGAACUAAAACCACAUUAUUUAAUGCUAGAUUUCACACUUAACAGUCGAAACGUUGCUUCGAUGAUUGAUGAAAUCCUUUUGAUAUGAGCAGAGGUUGUAGGAUUUGCAUCAGUAUGUUUAAUGGAAUCAUGGAGGUCCAGUUGUGUUGCUGUGUGUGUGUGUGUGUGUGUGUGUGUGUGUGUGUGUGUGUGUGUGUGUGUGUGUGUAAGGUCAGAUCUUAGAUGUUGAACAGAGUAAUAAGUUAUAUAUUUUUUAAAGUUUUGGUUAUGUCUAGCUUGAGUACAGUUUGCUCAGUUGAAGUGUUUUUGACUUUGUUGGUUAGCUCAUUACAAAAAUUUUAACAAAAAAUAAUUAUUGUAAUGUUGAAAUAAAUCAAUAAAUAAUUUAUCAGUGGGGGAUUUAUUAGUUCCCAUUUAAACUGACACAAACAUGGCCUUAAAAACUACUUUUCCAUAUUGCUCAGUGAGCUCCUUAAAAGGUAACCUUGGUAUUUUUCAACCUGGCCCCUAUUUUCCCAUGUUUUUGUGUUUAAGUGACUAAUGAGAACAAGUUUUGAAAUUAAAGAAGAAGACAUACUUUAUUGACUGAUAUAUACACACAUUCCCGAAAUACACACACAUGCACAGACAGGACCUAUACAUGCACUAAAUGGAGAGAUGUCACAUGAGAUUCCUUGGAUAGGCCCCCAAGCUGCUGGGGGUUCAGUGCCUUGCUCAAGGGCAUUUCAACAGUGCUCAAGAGGCCAACUGGCACCUCUCCAGCUACCCGUCCGCACUCUAUACUCUGUAUGGGGACUUGAACCGGCGACCCUAAGAUUCCCAAGCCAAGUCCCUAUUGGCUGAGAUACUGCUGCUGCAAAACAGGCUGCAUUGUAAUCCCUAAGGGCAAUUGAACACCAGCAAAAGUGCUUGUUUUUGCCACUGACAGGCUCAGAUUGUUAUUCUAGGUGUCUGACAACGUUAUGGAAAGGAUCCCUACUGAGAUAGACUUUUUUGCUCCAGAGUAAGAUCUAUUUUGUUUAACCAGAAAUAGCCCCAAAAUUGCUAUCGCCAAACUCACCAGUCCCCAUUUAAAUAAACAGCAAUUUUAGAGUACAUAGAGCUAGCAUAUUUUUACAUCUAACUGGCCGAAUUAAGGGUUUAUUCGAACCAAGCCACAGUUGGCGAAUGGUGGAACAGUGGAAAUAUGAACCAAGAUGGCUUUUGUAUGUUUUAUUUUGUUUGUUGACUCUAAAUGAAGUUUGUUUUGCAAUGACAAAAUUACAUUGUGCGUUGGUUUGCUUUGUAAUAAAAAAGGGCUAUCUCUGUAGGGAUCCUUUUAAAAAUGUUGUCAGACACUUAUUUUAACAAUCUGAGCCUGUCAGUGGCAAGAAAAGCACUUUUGGUUGAUGCACACUGAUGGCGCACAAAUGCCUGCAGGAAUUACAUCACAACCAUUUUCAAGAAAAUGUUGUCUCCAUCAGUCACUUAGACACAAAUGUAUGGGAAAAUAGGGUCCAGGCUGAAAAAUACCCUUUAAAUCAUGGCUUCAACUCUUCUUUCUUUCUGUAUGUCAUUAAACUCUAUCCUGGUUGGUGCACGGACACAUGUAACAACAUUGAAACUCUUUUAGGUUUGGCACUUGGCUCACGCACAGCUGAUCGAGAAAAUAGAUUUUCAGGGCCUUUAAGGUGGCUGAAACUUCAGCUGCUGCCUGAUUACUGUUGACCACCUAAAUGGCCACCACAGGGUGCUACGUCACCUAAAAACCCUCUAUUUGUGGUUUUCAAUGAGACAACACUUGGUAAACUAGAAAAAGAGGGAUGAUUAAAGGAUGGCAAUUCUGAGCUAAGCUUACAAGUUACAAGAAAUCAAAAAGAAACGGGGGACUGAGUCUAACAUGUGACUUCUAGUGAACCAGCCAUAGUGUGACUCAGACUGAAGGGAUGGCUGUGAGUGGGAAAUAAUGAAAGGUUUGUUAUUUAUAGCUGCUGUGUUGUGGGGGCCGAGAAGGGUGGUCGAUCUGUAACGUUCAUGCUCUCGGUGGUUAACACCGCCCAAACGAUUCCUGUGCAGAUGAACCCUGCAGCUGUAAAUCACUGCAUGUGUGUGUUUGUUUUGGAAGUGAAAGAAAUUUGGAGUGUCUGUGUGUGUGUGUGUGUGUUGCAUUGUUGUACAGUAUUUCAUGACUUAAGGAGCCGAACUAUCAGGAGCACCAGUAUCAAAAUUUAACUUAUGUGGAUAAAUAUUAAUAUAGGCUUACAUGGGCUGUGUACAGUUAAUUUGGUAGAACAUCUCUUAUCAGGAAAAAAAUAUUCAAUUAACAAUUAAACACCACUUAUAGGUUAUUUUACAGUAAAGUCAAAUAUCUGUAUAUAAAGAUGAUUAUAAGGAUUAAAUGUCAAUAAAUGCCUUUGAAGUUAAAAAAACUAA
Messenger RNA from Epinephelus lanceolatus (giant grouper), 3987 nucleotides. Its product is annotated as OX-2 membrane glycoprotein-like. NCBI's taxonomy places the organism in Eukaryota, Metazoa, Chordata, Actinopteri, Perciformes, Serranidae. Gene Ontology annotation, cellular component: axon; neuronal cell body; cell surface. Gene Ontology annotation, molecular function: cell-cell adhesion mediator activity. The record is from RefSeq and is a predicted model, not a curated record. Gene Ontology annotation, biological process: heterotypic cell-cell adhesion; negative regulation of neuroinflammatory response.